Messenger RNA from Capronia epimyces CBS 606.96, 462 nucleotides. RefSeq lists its product as uncharacterized. The transcript has 2 exons. Lineage: Eukaryota; Fungi; Ascomycota; Eurotiomycetes; Chaetothyriales; Herpotrichiellaceae. Bases 1 to 462 code for a protein of 153 amino acids. The record is from RefSeq and is a predicted model, not a curated record.
AUGUCGUUAUGCCUCUUGAAUCUAGCUAUCUGUGUCGCCUUGUCCCCAGCGCAGGUCUUUCUCUUCAAGCAGAAAGGCUCCUAUCGGUCGGCCAAGCCAAUGGACCAAUUCGGUCCCAACUGCGCCCCCGAUUCGCCAUCUAGUGUCCCGAUAUCGGUCGAUAUCGUGGCCGUUCACGGGCUGGGUUUGUCACCGGACACUGCAUGGGCUUACAAGCUUAAGGAUGCUCCGCAAAGUGGCACGACCGAUGAGGCUCUGACGCAGAGCUGGACGACCCCAGGUCUGGACUCGAAAAUUGGGCCUAUUUGGUUCCGAGACUUCCUCCCUCUCAAGGAGCUCCAGACUCGAAAAUUGGGCCUAUUUGGUUCCGAGACUUCCUCCCUCUCAAGGAGCUCCAGGCUCGAGUUCUGGUCUAUUACCACAACUCUGGAUGGCAAGCGCAUGCAUCGGGCAUGUCUCUAA